AGAGCAAGCCAAGUAAGACACUGGUCAUCUGGAACCUCCUGUCCUCGCCUUGCAGCUUCCGCUGAGGAUGAGGAUGAGGCGACGCCGGGGGCGGUCAAGAUGUUGUCGUUUGCUGGUUACAUCAGGCUUUGCCCGGGCUACGAUGUCGAUGCCCUGGGCGGGUAUAUAAAGGAGUCCUCCUCGCGGGUCUUGCUACACUCCUAUUCUCAAGACUAUCAACACUCUUCCCGACAACCUCCUUCAGCUACAUCCCAAGCUACAAAGCAUCUCGAGAACUUGAACCAAGAUGGCCUAUGCUCAGUGGGUUUACAUCCUCCUGCAGACGCAGGCGGCGAUGAGCCAGAGCAAUAUCACGCUUCAGAACGUGCAUCUCAAUUGGGGCAAGUUUUUCGAAUACGACAACAAGGACAGGGAGGUUUCGGUCGAUCAGGUCCAGAAGACUUCCAUCAAGCCUGGUAACCAGGUCGGAAUUGCUGCCUGUGGCCGGUCCGAUGCCUCCUCUGGUACUGAGGGCAGCUUUGAGAUUUGGGACGGCGAGACCAAGAUCUGCAAGGUGUACUGGGACUGCCCCUGGGGCUCCAAGACCAACACCUUUACCGUCUCCGAGCUCAAUGACGUCUAUUCCGUCGAAGCAAGGGGCGCCAACCUGGACAGUGGUGCUCUUGGAAACGUCACCGUGAGGAUCAGCAAGUGGGCCUAAAUAGGCAGCAUUGAUGAGUGUUUCGCCAGACGAAGAUGAGGAGGAUGUUCGUCUGUAUGGGGACGUACGUAUAGUGGCCUGCUCUGAUUGUAU
Emericellopsis atlantica is the source of this 793-nucleotide messenger RNA. Its product is annotated as aegerolysin type hemolysin. Bases 287 to 700 code for a protein of 137 amino acids. Gene Ontology annotation, biological process: symbiont-mediated hemolysis of host erythrocyte. NCBI's taxonomy places the organism in Eukaryota, Fungi, Ascomycota, Sordariomycetes, Hypocreales, Bionectriaceae. The record is from RefSeq and is a predicted model, not a curated record. The transcript has 2 exons.